AUGAUGCACGACGACGCGCAGUACUCCUCGAGAAAACUGCCGGCCUUGAGUCGGUCCGCUGAAUUAUGGUCUGCGCCGUUUCGCGUUUUUCGCAAUGACGUCCGCGUGUUGCUGGGGCACCCGACUAUAGGUUGUUGGAAAAGUUCGUACAACACCGGUUGUGACGUGGCGGCAUGCGAGACGCAUCAUCGGUCGCCGCGACACUUUGGUCUGACGACGUACUUCUGCUGCUGUGAAGGCCCGCUGUGCAAUGUGAACGCGACGUACAGGCCGCUGGUGGCGUCGGCCGGCGGCGACAUCACCGCCACUACCGGCUUCAUCGCGCCCGACGUCGCCCAGCCCCGUGUAGGCAUCACCGCCGCCAGAGUCCGCGAGCGUCUCGUCGUCGGUACUUGGUGGACUCUCGUGCUGGUACUUGUUGCUGGGCCCCUGCGGCGAGUCGCCGGGUUCAUGUCGGUGGAACAAAACCCUGACUGCGUGGAUGACCGAUUCGACCCGGUGGGCUUUAGCCUCGAAUUAAUUGCUUGA
This is a messenger RNA of Notodromas monacha, 528 nucleotides long. The record is from the annotation of a GenBank genome assembly. NCBI's taxonomy places the organism in Eukaryota, Metazoa, Arthropoda, Ostracoda, Podocopida, Cyprididae.